UCAAACACUUCCUGUUUAUAUCAGAGGAGAAUGACCCACAGUGGUUUGCAGCUUUAGUUCAUGUCGUUGCCAUGUGUUAAAAAAACACAUUGUAGGAUUUGAACAGAGUCAACAUGGUACAACUUUUGUGCAGUUUUCUGUUCCUGCUGUUCGGCGCGGCUCUGCUCGAGGCGGCUCCGGCCGGAAGAAGCUACCUGCCGGGUACAGGCCGUUUCUGGCACAUCACCGACCUCCACCUGGACCCGACCUACCACCUGACACCGGACCCCACCAAGGUCUGCUUCUCCUCCAAAGGAGUCCCCACCGCCAACGCCGGUGUGUACGGAGACUUCCUGUGUGACUCUCCCUACCUCCUGAUCCAGUCGGCCUUCUCUCACAUGGCUCCGCUCACACAGCAGGACGACUUCAUCAUAUGGACCGGAGACAGCCCCCCUCAUGUCCCUGCAGACGAGCUGUCCACAGAGCUGGUGAUUCAGGUGAUCAGUAACAUGACCAUGACCGUCAGACAGCACUUCCCCAACCUCACCGUCUAUCCCGCGCUGGGAAACCACGACUACUGGCCACAGGACCAGAUGCCGGCCUCCACCAAUGCGAUCUACAAAGCUGCUGCUCAGCUGUGGAAACCCUGGCUGCAGCCUGAAGCUCUGCUCACUCUCUCACAAGGAGGUUUUUACUCCCAGCUGGCGAAGCCUGGUCUGAGGGUCUUGAGUCUGAACACCAUCCUUUACUACGGUCCUGAUAAAGCCACAAAGAACACGACGGACCCGGCGGGACAGUUCGAGUGGCUGGAGAAAACUCUGGAGAAAGCCGCUCAGAACCAGGAGAAGGUGUACGUCAUAGCCCACGUACCUGUGGGGUUCCUCGCCUUUGCCACGAACAUCACCGCUGUUAGAAAGAUCCACAACGAGCGGCUGGUCGCCAUCUUCAGGAAGUACAGUCAAGUUGUCGCCGGACAUUUCUACGGCCACACACACCGAGACAGCAUCAUGGUGCUGCUGGACCAACAAGGUAAACCUGUGAAUUCUGUGUUCGUGGCCCCGGCUGUCACUCCCAUCAAACACGUUCUGGAGCCGUACUCCAACAACCCGGCGUUCCGCAUGUACCUGUACGACCCCGAGGACUACGGCAUGAUGGAUAUCUGGCAGUACUAUCUGAAUCUGACGGAAGCCAACGAGAAACAAAGAUCCGACUGGAGGCUUGAAUAUAUCAUGACUGAAGCGUUUGGACUGAUUGACCUGCGGCCGCUGAGCCUGCUCCAGCUGGGGCUGAGCUUUAAGGCGCCGCGGAGCAAAGCCUUCGAUAAGUACUUCACUCACUACAUGGUGGGAUACAACAGCAGCAUCAUCUGUGAAGGAGACUGUAAGCUCAGCCAGGUGUGUGCUGUGCUCUACCUGGACCAGCUGUCCUACUCUGAGUGUGUGGCGGAGGGAGAGGGAGAGUGGUAGAAUGGGUCAGAGAAGUAGGAUUUUUCUCAUCUUGAUUUUUUUUCCACUCUGCUUGAAUCAUGAAAAGGGUAAAUGUCCUGUUCUGCUGCCUAAAGUUUAUUGCAACAUUUUCACUUAAAUGCUUUUAUUUUUAUCUGCAGUGUUCCUUUCUGGUAUCCAAAGUCUUCCUAGACACAACCACUACGAUGAACUUCACUAUUCUACACGAUAUAAGCACUUGAGAUCAGAGAAAAUGCAGUCAUACAUUGUGCAAUAUGUUUUAAAUAUGUGUACUGUAAUCCCUGGUUUAGAACGUAGACUGUAUAAAACAUGGACGUAGUCUCAGUGACGUCACCCAUUGUGGUUUCUGAAGAGGCGUAAUGAAGCCAAAUGAUGGCGGUCGCCAUUUUGGAAAAGCUAUUGUAGAGGCUAAGCCGACGCUUUAAGCCACUGAGGCGCUGCACCUGGAUUUACUAAUUGACGUUACCUUGUCGGAUGAAUGAAAGUCCAAGUCAGAGUUUACUGCCGAUCAUUUCCUUUCAUUUAUUUUACGUCCUUUUGGUUCAACAUGUCCAUAUCUCGAUACCAAAAAACAUCCUCUUGCAUGCCACUACUUAGCGGUUUUCUCUUCCCGGGUGGAACACCUGACCGGUCACAAAGGUUCCUACCUUAUAUAUCCCUCAAUCACCCUGUGAGAUCCGAUACACAAACAUCACAUAUUAUGUUAAUAAUCUGCUCCUACAGCUAUCUCAAACUAUCGUGUCUAGAAACAGGAAAAGAGGCGGGGCUAAGGCGGGACUUAAGCCUCCUUGCGAACGGCUACAAGUCGACUCGGCCACACUCUAAUUAUGCAAAUGUGUGAAUAACUUUUAGACUUGUAAAAAAAAAACACAAGGACAUCGUUAUUGAGUCAUUAAAAUGUUUAGUACAGGAGGUAACGGGAACUUUCCGGUAAAAUGUCAGAGAUCUCUCAGAUCAGAACUAGCGAUGGGUAUAUAAACAUAGUUUCGUUCAAAACCUAGCCAAUGAUUUUCUGCGUUUUUUUUCAAUGUCGUGUACCCCACAUCAACCUUUCACUGGAGCCAUGAUAGCGGGCCGUUAUUGUUAGUAAGCUCAUCAUCAAAGCAUUCUCCAUUCGAUGUCAAAUAUAAAACAUUCAGUGAGCAACGAAGCUGUUUCAGACAUACAGCGGCCGUUGUCAUAGAGACAAGACGAGUGUGCAUCCCUUUUAUUCUCAGUGCACAGUCAGCACUUUUCCUGCCCCGAAAAAACAGAAAAACACUCACGCCCUUGUACCGCAGUCAGUCAGCAGGGGGAGCUCUAAAUAUUUUGGCUUCACUUCGACUGGACUGUCAUUCAGUCCAUCUUUUUAUACAGUCUUUUCCUAAACACCAAACAAUAUUUAAGUCGCAGUAGAAGGCCAGUAAGGGUUUCUAUGUCUUCCAUAAUGUGAUUUAUUUCAAAUGUGUUUUUUCAUUUACUGUCUUGAAAGUUUGUACGUCCAUAUAGUUUUAAUAAAAUGUAGCUUCCCCAUGUUGCUUUGAGCAUUCGCAACACUUCCAUGCGUGCUUGUUGAAUAUAUGAUUCCAAGCUUGUAGAAAUGUUGGCGACAUGCAUCGAACAUGUGAGGAAUGUCUCAGGGAGAUGACAUGCAGUCAGUAGGUGUUGCAUAAAUAUGAACACAGACAAAAAUUCAUGUAACAUAUCAGAGAGACUCUCUUUACUGUUAUCUGUUUACAGAUUAUUUUUCUACUGAAUAAAAAUCUCAAUUAAAACAA
Molecule: messenger RNA, 3202 nt
Organism: Labrus mixtus (cuckoo wrasse)
Lineage: Eukaryota; Metazoa; Chordata; Actinopteri; Labriformes; Labridae
Gene: smpdl3a
Product: sphingomyelin phosphodiesterase acid like 3A
Exons: 8
Coding region: 114-1445 (443 amino acids)
Biological process (GO): sphingomyelin catabolic process
Molecular function (GO): sphingomyelin phosphodiesterase activity
Source: RefSeq, a predicted model, not a curated record